Messenger RNA from Ctenopharyngodon idella (grass carp), 4678 nucleotides. Its product is annotated as 5-hydroxytryptamine receptor 7. The transcript is spliced from 2 exons. Gene Ontology annotation, cellular component: membrane. The record is from RefSeq and is a predicted model, not a curated record. Gene Ontology annotation, biological process: smooth muscle contraction; vasoconstriction; chemical synaptic transmission. Lineage: Eukaryota; Metazoa; Chordata; Actinopteri; Cypriniformes; Xenocyprididae. Bases 438 to 1652 code for a protein of 404 amino acids. Gene Ontology annotation, molecular function: G protein-coupled serotonin receptor activity.
ACACUGUAUUGACCAAUCAGAAGCCAGAAGUGGAAAUGUUUCUUUUUAAGUAAACAUAUAAAGUUAUUCAAUAACUAUAUUCUUUUAUCAAAACGUUUUGUUUAAGUGGCGUUGGUCGAAAGCAUAUUUUAAUUUCAAAACUAGCUAAUAUUUUUAUGGACAGAGUGUUUUGCGCUAGCGUCUGUCAGGGUUCACUGGCAGGUUCACUAUUCUUCACAGAGCGGCUCUCAAAACUACUAAUAGCUCGUAUUUUGUUUCUCCCCCUCAGCAGAACAAGGCUGAGAGAGUUCUCCGUGUGUUUCUCGUCACUCUCCUCGGGUGUAUUUGAUUGUUUGGACCACUGAAGCCGGACUCGAAAAAGUCGUAGGCACCAUGACGUUCACUGUCCACUUCAGGCGCGCGGAAGGUUUAUUCACUGUCAAAAUAUCGAUACAGUGAUGUUCACGACACAUGGGGCUGAACUGGUUUUGGGUUCCAGAGAGACCGAAAUCGCCUUUCUCAAUGGGACAACUGAGUUUUCCCCCACUGUAAUAACCACAGCGGAGCCCAAAAGUAAUGAGUCGUGUGGGGAGCAGCAGACUCUGGACUUGGACUUGACUAAGACAGUGAUCAUUGGGGUGAUGCUGAGCACCAUCACUGCGGUCACUGUGAUGGGCAAUACUCUGGUUGUGAUUGCGGUGUGCGUCGUGAAGAAACUCAGACAACCGUCAAACUAUCUGCUAGUAUCUCUGGCUAUCGCUGAUCUGUCUGUGGCAGUAGCCGUAAUGCCCUUUGUCAUAGUGACUGACCUGACAGGGGGCGUCUGGCUGUUUGGGGAGGUUUUCUGCAAUAUCUUUAUUGGGAUGGAUGUCAUGUGCUGCACAGCUUCAAUAAUGACAUUGUGUGUGAUCAGUGUGGACAGAUACCUCGGAAUCACUCGCCCUUUGACCUACCCAGCGAGACAGAAUGGACAGCUGAUGGCCAAGAUGAUCGUCGGUGUCUGGUUGGUGUCGGCAUCCAUCACUCUACCACCAUUUUGCGGAUGGGCUCAGAACGUCAACACUGCGGGAGUGUGUCUGAUCAGCCAGGAUGUGGGCUACACCCUUUACUCCACCGCUGUGGCCUUCUACAUCCCAAUGGUGGUCAUGCUUUUCAUGUAUUACAAGAUUUUCAAAGCUGCCCGCAAAAGUGGGGCCAAACACCACUUUGCUGCACUUCCCCCAAUUCCGUUGGCCUGUCCCGAACCAGCGUUGGCCACCGUAGAGGGGCUCUGCAUGCAAGGGAUUAAGAACCCUGCAGCUACCGAGGAGUUUUCCACCCUCUCCUGCCUGUUGAACCGCGAACGCCGGAGCGCCUCGAUUUUCAGGCGUGAGCAGAAGGCGGCCACUACUCUUGGGGUGAUCAUGGGAGUUUUUUUGUUCUGCUGGUUGCCGUUUUUCCUCUUCACCACAGCACGGCCGUUCAUUUGCGGGCUGCUCUGCAAUUGCGCCCCCGUCUGGCUGGAACGGGUACUGCUGUGGUUGGGCUACACCAACUCGCUCAUGAACCCUUUCAUCUACGCCUACUUCAACCGAGACCUGCGUUCAACUUAUAAAGACCUGUUACGCUGCCGUUAUCGAAACAUCAACCGGCGACUCUCGGCUAUGGGAGUGCAUGAGGCUCUAAAACUCUAACUGCCCACAAUCUGUUUAUAUAUUGGGAUGGUGCAAAAUAUAUCCUCUUGACCCCUCUAAAGAUCAAGAAACACAGUUUGGAUGGAAUUCACUGGGAAUCACAAUAAGUCAGAUUCAUCAAAACAUUUCCUAACUUUACCUAAACUUUGCCUAAACAUGCCUUUACCCACAUUUUUUAAAAACUCCAAAACAUACCUAUACAUACAACUCACUGCAGUUUCCAGCUGAAAUGAACACUAGUAGAUUGGUAGCUCACCUGGUACAUCAUUACACUUGUGAAGUGGAGUGCUUGAGUAUGAGUCUCAUGAAACACAUGUAAAAGAAAAAGACUUGUAGAAGCAAGCUAAAAUGGCGUGGUUGCUUCAGCAAAUGUGUUCUUAUGUGUCACAUUUGCUUUUUGUUAGCACUAUCAGUUGUGUUUAGGAAGGGUGUUGCUAGACCCUUAUUACUGAGCAUGAGCCCCAGUGAAAUACCGCUGUGCCCCUGUAACACAUUACUGAUAAAUCCUCAUCUUUCAAUAGAGAUUACAAUAAAACAACCUGAUUAUCAUAAGAAGUGCUGGAUGAGGCAGAUAUUUACCUACAAUCCGUGCUUAAUUUGAGCCGGUGUCCUGACAUUUCGUCUUGACAGAACACCAGAUUCUGUUCUGGAAAAUGUCAGAUUUUGGAUUUUUGCAUUCCAGCAUUUGUUUUAAAUGAUCUGGCAUUAAUAAGUGCAUUACAUGGUGACAGUGCGUGUGUGUAAAAGACAGAGCAAGACAGAGCGAUUUAUGCAGAUGCAUUUGGAAGUUGUGUUAUGGCCCUCAGCAUAUAUAUUUUUGGCCAAUCUGCUUUCUUAAGUACAAAAUUACUCUCAUUGGUUGGUGCUUACUACUAAUUGUUUUGUGCACAGUAAAGCAUAAAGUUUGGAGAGAGUGUAUAUUCCUGACAAAUUAUUCUAAUAAAAUAAGUUAAAAUCGCCAAAAUGUCAAAAAGACAGUUAAGCUUGUUUUCAUCUUCCAUGAGUAAAGCUGAUUGUGUUUCUGAUGAAAAGAGAUCCUGAAGAUGGAACUGCUAAUACUAAUCAGGACACGAGCAAUGGGUGUUAGAUGUAGUCAGAAUCAGAAAUCAAUGUAAUGGAAUAGGCAACAACAUCAAAGUUGAGAGAGAAUAUCCCUGAUCAACUAAAUAAUAUUUGGUCUCAACGUAUCUAUAUACAUGUAGUUAGGGCUAAGCAGAAACCUAUGAAUAAUGCUCUAAUAGUUGUGCCAUCACUGUUUAGUGACGUCAUUAUAUGUUCUGGGAAAACUGAAGUUGUAUGGUCGGUGUUGGUCACAGUGACUUUUAAUUGCAAUUAUUCGGCAAUUAUUCAUUUACAAAUUAAGCACUGCCUACAGUCCAUUUUAGGAAACUUGGAAAUCUCUUCUAUCGUUUGUCAGCGAUUUCAGCUUGUGAACAAUUCUACUGCAGGAAAAGACAAUUUAUAUAUAUCCAUAACAGUAUCAAAAAAGAGUAUCAAAACGGUGAAACUUUUUGAUAGGAGGCCUUUGCCCAGUAAUAAUGAAAGAAUAGAAACACCCUGGGUUUAGGAUAGGGUUUAGUAUAGGUCCAGUCGUACAUUAUUUUCAAACUCGAUAGAGCAUUAAUGUUUUAGUGCCACUUACCUGACAUUUCAUUUCUGAGCUGCCGUGAUAUUUACAACAACCAAAUAAAUAAAACACUGCCAGAUUCACAAUCUGUUUCAGAAAAAAUUGAACGUUCUUUUAGCACAACUCACUGGACUUUUCAUCGCUUUGAAAGUGUCGUGAAACAUGCAAGAAGCAACGUAAAGAAGCAAUGUAAUAUCACUUUGCAGAAAUGUCGCCACAGGCACGUUUUUCCAGUGAGCUCGGGUUGAAAGUUUCAUGAACCCACAUCCAACAAGCCCUUUCUUGUAAAUGUACUUUUCACUGUUCAUUCUGUACAUUUCCUGUUUUUAUGCUACAUUGCAACUUUGUCAAAUCACACUUCUCUGAUAAUACCUGCAACACUCUUCAUGUGGAGGAAGCAUGAUGCUUGCGUUGAGCGGUGUGCUGAAGCCUGAUCCAAGUCAUGUGAAAGACCUUAGAGGGUUAGUUCAUCCAAAAAUGAAAAUUCUGUCAUUAAUUACUCACCCUCAUGUCGCACUACACCCGUAAGACCUUCGUUCAUCUUCGGAACACAAAUUAAGAUAUUUUUGAUAAAAUCCCUGAGCUAUCUGGUCUCUGAUAGACUGCAAUACAAUGACCACUUUCAUAGUCCAGAAAGGUAGUAAAGACAUCACUAAAAUAGUCCAUGUGACUACAGUGGUUCAACCUUAACGUUAUGAAGAGAAUUUCAUUUUUGGGUGAACAAACCCUUUAAUGCACAGCUCCCUAUCUGCUGUGCUUCUGUAGAGCCUUGAAUUUUACAUGCAAUUAAUUUCUAUGAUAAAUGACAAAACAUAAUAUGAUCUUUUCUUAAAAAAUGAAUUCAGAUAAAUUCAUACACAAUAAUUCGAACAAAUAAAUAGGUAAAAAAAUAAAAACAAAUUGAUGAGGGUACUAAUUUAAGAUUUUCAGCAAUUGCUACAUCAGAAGUUUAAUGCAUAGCUUCAGGUACUGUGUAAAUCUGCAUGGAAGUCUAUUGCUUUAUUAACCCUUUAAAAGUGUUGUGGCAUUUAUUUAUUUGAAAAUUGAAUGUGUAGAUAUUAGGCCUGUAGCACAUUGCCUUAUUGUCCUUUGUUUUAGAAUUGCACUUUUACAAUAUACAAAUGUGUUGUCUGAUGUAAUGUAAUCUGAAUGGCGAAAGACAUUAAUUCACAAAGAGUUUCAAGAAAUUUAUAUGGAAAGAUUGUACAUAUAUUGUGACCAGAUGUGCUAAAUAUUCAAUUUAUAAUUUGAACUUCUUAGUCAACACCACAUGUCAGAGAGCUUGUAUCAGUAUUCUGCUUGUACAUGCUGUGCACUCAGUGUUUGUUUUGUAAGAUGGUGUACAAACCUAGCUAUCUCAAUACUCAUGUUUUCUUAAUAAAUAUUACCCUAAUGAAUA